CCACGUGCAACACGGCCGGCCUCUCCGUCGUCAGGCCGGCUCGCUACAUAUGCCCACACGCCGCGGCACACCACAAGCUCAGAGCGAGCUCCUCAUCACUCGAUCCGAGACUACUAGCUCGGAGCUCACCGAGGACGAAGCAGCUAGGAGCUUAGGGCCGAGGUGUAGGGUACAGGGCAGCCAUGCUGCACCUGAACCUGAAGCAGCCUCUGGUGCUGCCGGGGCACCAGGGCAAUGUAGUCGGCGCGCGCCCGGCGCCGUCGUUGCCGUCCAGGAGGGUCGUCGGGGGGUCCUCGUCGUCGUCCCGGCGGCACGGCAUGCCGAGGAUCAGCUGCAGCGCGACGGAGGAGAUCGGCGGCGCCGUGACGGCCGCCACCGUGGAGAAGAUGCUGACGGUGAGGGCCACGGUGGAGGCAUCGACGGCCAUCGGGCGGAUGUACGCCACCCGCGGCCUCGACGACAUCGGCGACCUCCUCGGCAAGUCGCUGCUCCUCGAGCUCGUCAGCUCCGAGGUCGACCCAAAGACGGGUCUGGAGAAGGAGCGUGUGACGGCGUUCGCGCACAAGACGCUGGUGGAGGGCCGCUACGAGGCGGAGUUCAAGGUGCCGGCGUCGUUCGGGCCGGUGGGCGCCGUGCUGGUGGAGAACGAGCACCACAAGGAGACCUUCAUCAAGGAGAUCAGGCUCGUCACCGGCGGCGACGACAGCUCCGCCGUCACCUUCGACUGCAACUCCUGGGUUCACUCCAAGUUCGACAACCCGGAGAAGCGCGUCUUCUUCACCGUCAAGUCGUACCUGCCGUCGGAGACGCCCGAGGGCCUGUCGGAGCUGAGGAAGAAGGAGCUGGAGACGCUGCGCGGCAACGGGCACGGCGAGCGCAAGUCCUUCGAGCGCGUCUACGACUACGACGUGUACAACGACCUCGGCGACCCGGACCGGAACCCGGCCCACCAGCGCCCCGUCCUCGGCGGCAGCGCCGAGUUCCCCUACCCUCGCCGGUGCCGCACCGGCCGCGCCCGGACGCAGCGGGACCCGCUGACGGAGCGGCGGGACGGGCACAACUACGUGCCCCGCGACGAGUGGUUCUCGGAGGUGAAGCAGCUCACGUUCGGCGCCACCACGCUCCGGUCGGGGCUCCACGCGCUGCUCCCCGCGAUCCAGCCGCUGCUCAUCAAGAAGGAGCUCCGGUUCCAACACUUCCCCGCCAUUGACGACCUCUACAGCGACGGCAUCCCCCUCCCGGCCCAGACCGGCUUCGACGCCAUCCGCACCGUCGUCCCCCGCAUGGUCAAGCUGGUCGAGGACACCACCGACCACGUCCUCCGCUUCGAGAUCCCCGAGAUGAUGGGCAGGGACCGGUUCUCGUGGUUCAAGGACGAGGAGUUCGCGAGGCAGACGCUGGCGGGUCUCAACCCGCUGUCCAUCGAGCUGCUCACCGAGUUCCCCAUCAAGAGCAAGCUGGACCCGGCGGUGUACGGCCCGGCGGAGUCGGCCAUCACCAGGGAGAUCCUGGAGAAGCAGAUGAACAACAACCUGAGCGUGGAGGAGGCGCUGGCGGCGAAGCGCCUCUUCAUCCUCGACUACCACGACGUGUUCCUCCCCUACGUGCUCCGCGUCCGCGAGCAGCCCGACACGACACUCUACGGCUCCCGCACCGUCUUCUUCCUCACCGACGCCGGCACCCUCAUGCCGCUGGCCAUCGAGCUCACGCGGCCGCAGUCGCCGACCAAGCCCCAGUGGAAGCGGGUCUUCACCCACGGGCCCGACGCCACCGGCGCCUGGCUCUGGAAGCUCGCCAAGGCCCACGUCCUCACCCACGACACCGGCUACCACCAGCUCGUCAGCCACUGGCUGCGCACCCACUGCUGCGUCGAGCCCUACAUCAUCGCCGCCAACCGGCAGCUCAGCCGCCUCCACCCCGUCUACCGCCUCCUGCACCCGCACUUCCGCUACACCAUGGAGAUCAACGCGCUGGCCAGGGAGAGCCUCAUCAACGCCGACGGCAUCAUCGAGGCGGCGUUCUGGCCGGGGAAGUACUCCGUCGAGCUCAGCUCCGCCGCCUACGCCACGUGGCAGUUCGACACGGAGGCGCUGCCCAACGACCUCGUCCGGCGGGGGCUCGCCGUGCGAAAGGACGACGGCGAGCUGGAGCUCGUCAUCAAGGACUACCCCUACGCCAACGACGGGCUCAUGGUCUGGAACUCCAUCAAGCAGUGGGCGGCGGACUAUGUGAAGAUAUACUACAAGUCGGACGAGGCCGUCGCCGGCGACGCCGAGCUGCAGGCGUUCUGGGAGGAGGUGCGCACGGUGGGGCACGGCGACAAGAAGGACGAGCCGUGGUGGCCCGUGCUCGACGGCCGGGACGCCCUCGUCGAGACGCUCACCACCAUCAUGUGGGUCACGUCGGGGCACCACUCGGCGGUGAACUUCGGGCAGUACCACUACGGCGGCUACUUCCCCAACCGCCCCACCGUGAUCCGGAAGAACAUGCCGGUGGAGGAGGGCCGGGACGACGAGAUGAAGAGGUUCCUGGACCAGCCGGAGGGGACGCUGCUGGACAUGCUCCCAACGCAGAUGCAGGCCAUCACGGUGAUGACCACGCUGGACAUCCUCUCCUCGCACUCGCCCGACGAGGAGUACAUGGGCGACCACGCCGAGCCGGCGUGGCUGGCGGAGCCCAUGGUGAAGGCGGCGUUCGAGAAGUUCGGCGGGAGGAUGAAGGAGAUCGAGGGAUACGUCGACGAGUGCAACAACAACCCAGAGCUCAGGAACCGGUGCGGCGCAGGGGUCGUGCCCUACGAGCUGCUCAAGCCCUUCUCCAAGCCGGGGGUCACCGGGAGGGGCAUCCCCAACAGCAUCUCCAUCUGAUCCAGAUGAUCUUGCAUUGAGCUCCCCAUGCAUCCAGGGGAGAUGAUUGCAUUAUUAUUGCAUGUAGCAGGCGGCUUGUGAAAUAAAAUGUACCACUCUGUACACGACUGUAGUACCUAUUGAUUGUACAUGUGUCACUGCAAGAGAGACGUUUUUUAGUUAAUAUAAAGGGUAGUUAUGCUACUA
Messenger RNA from Setaria italica (foxtail millet), 3053 nucleotides. RefSeq names its product lipoxygenase 2.3, chloroplastic. The transcript is spliced from 4 exons. The coding region runs from base 183 to 2867 and encodes 894 amino acids. Gene Ontology annotation, molecular function: protein binding; oxidoreductase activity, acting on single donors with incorporation of molecular oxygen, incorporation of two atoms of oxygen; metal ion binding. Gene Ontology annotation, biological process: lipid oxidation. NCBI's taxonomy places the organism in Eukaryota, Viridiplantae, Streptophyta, Magnoliopsida, Poales, Poaceae. The record is from RefSeq and is a predicted model, not a curated record.